This is a messenger RNA of Paramecium sonneborni, 8215 nucleotides long. The record is from the annotation of a GenBank genome assembly. Lineage: Eukaryota; Ciliophora; Oligohymenophorea; Peniculida; Parameciidae.
AUGUCAAAUACUUCUAAUAAGAAUAUCGCACCCACUAAAAUCAAAAAGGAAAGCCAAAAUUAAUCCACGACAAAGCUUGCAAACCUAACUCAAAAGAAGCAACCGUAAAUUAUGAUUUAAUUUAAGACCAUCAUAAGUGUAAAAAGUUAAUGAACCUCCUUUAAAAAAAAGUGUCAAUACAGAUUCAAUAAUUGACAAAACUAUUGAACAAGUUCAAAAUGUCAAAUAAACAAGCAUUACUAGAUCAACAACCAGAUAAAUCACAUCAAAAAUAGAUGAUGGAAGGCCUAAAAAUGCAUCUGAACUAACAAUAAAGCAAACUUCUUUUGUUAAUAAAAAUUAAAAACAGUAAAGUCUAAAAUCAGGAAAAUUAGAAGAUAAAUAAAAAUAAGAAUAAUAAAAAGAUAAAACUUUCCCUAAAAAUCAAGAUUAAAAAAAAAAUGGUACAAAACCAUAAAUAUAAAAUUAAUUUGAAAAAACAGAAGAAAAUACAAAUUCAAUAUAAGAUAAAGAAAUAAUUGCAGAUAAUAAUAAUUAAGAAAGCUUUCAAUGUAAGGAAAUAAAAUUUAAUUAAGAAUAAUUUGAAGAUUUAUUAUUAAUAAAUGUUCCCAAUAGUGAAAACAUAAAUGAAACAAUUAAUCCAAAUUAAGAUAGCAAAAUGAAAAUGUCUUAUUAAGAAGCUGACUAAUUAGAUAUGUCUUAAAAUAAUUAUUAAGAAGUAAAUGUUAUUGAAUAUGAGGAAAUAAUAGAUUUAAACAUUAAUUAAAGUUUUUAGAUUUAAGUUGAAUAGGAAAAAAGGUAUGUUGUAGGCUAAAAUUAAAACAAUAAUUAUAUAAAUGAUCAACAAGAAAACGAAAAAUUAAAUAAUAGUGAUGAAAAACAAUUAAAUUAAAUGGAUCAAUAAAAUGAAUAAAAAAGAGAAGAAAAUAUAUAAGAAUAUAAUAAUGAAUAAAAUAAUGUUUAAAUUGUGAAAGAGAAUAAUGAAAAUUAAAUAUAAAGAUAAUAAGGUGAAGAAGAAGAAUUAGUAAAUUUAUAAACAAAUAAUAAUCAUUAAGAAUAUGUGUAAAGAGUAGAAGAAAAUAAUGAAAAUAUAAUUUAAAAUUAAUAAAGUGAUAAAGAAGAAUAAACAAAUUUAGAAGCAAAUAAUAAUGAAUAAGAAUAUGUUUAAAUAGUAGAAUAAAAUAAUGAAAAUAUAUUUGUAAAUUAAUAAGGAGAAGUGAAAGAAUUAGUAAAUUUAUAAAAUAAUAAUAAUCAAUAAGAAUAUGUUUAAAUAGUAGAAGAAAAUAAUGAAAAUAUAUUUGAAAAUUAAUAAGGUGAAGUAAAAGAAUAAGUAAAUUUAUAAACAAAUAAUAAUCAAUAAGAAUAUGUGUAAAUAGUAGAAGAAAAUUAUGAAAAUAUAAUUGAAAAUUAAUAAAGUGAUAAGGAAGAAUAAACAAAUUUAGAAGCAAAUUAUAAUGAAUAAGAAUAUGUUUAAAUAGUAGAAGAAAAUAAUGAAAAUAUAUUUGAAAAUUAAGACGGUGAAUUAAAAGAAUAAGUAAAUUUCGAAGCAAAUAAGAAUGAAUAAGAAUAUGUUUAAAUAGUUGAAGAAAAUAAUGAAAAUAUAUUUGAAAAUUAAUAAGGUGAAGUAAAAGAAUAAGUAAAUUUAUAAACAAAUAAUAAUCAAUAAGAAUAUGUGUAAAUAGUAGAAGAAAAUUAUGAAAAUAUAUUUGAAAAUUAAUAAGGUGAAGUAAAAGAAUAAGUAAAUUAAAAAGCAAAUAAUAAUAAAUAAGAAUAUGUCUAAAUAGUAGAAGAAACUAAUGAAAAUAUAUUUGAAAAUUAAUAAAGUGAUAAGGAAGAAUAAACAAAUUUAGAAGCAAAUAAUAAUGAAUAAGAAUAUGUUUAAAUAGUAGAAGAAAAUAAUGAAAAUAUAAUUGAAAAUUAAUAAAGUGAUAAAGAAGAAUAAACAAAUUUAGAAGCAAAUAAUAAUGAAUAAGAAUAUGUUUAAAUAGUAGAAGAAAAUAAUGAAAAUAUAAUUGAAAAUUAAUAAAGUGAUAAAGAAGAAUAAACAAAUUUAGAAGCAAAUAAUAAUGAAUAAGAAUAUGUUUAAAUAGUAGAAGAAAAUAAUGAAAAUAUAAUUGAAAAUUAAUAAAGUGAUAAAGAAGAAUAAACAAAUUUAGAAGCAAAUAAUAAUGAAUAAGAAUAUGUUUAAAUAGUAGAAGAAAAUAAUGAAAAUAUAAUUGAAAAUUAAUAAAGUGAUAAAGAAGAAUAAACAAAUUUAGAAGCAAAUAAUAAUGAAUAAGAAUAUGUUUAAAUAGUAGAAGAAAAUAAUGAAAAUAUAAUUGAAAAUUAAUAAAGUGAUAAAGAAGAAUAAACAAAUUUAGAAGCAAAUAAUAAUGAAUAAGAAUAUGUUUAAAUAGUAGAAGAAAAUAAUGAAAAUAUAAUUGAAAAUUAAUAAAGUGAUAAAGAAGAAUAAACAAAUUUAGAAGCAAAUAAUAAUGAAUAAGAAUAUGUUUAAAUAGUAGAAGAAAAUAAUGAAAAUAUAAUUGAAAAUUAAUAAAGUGAUAAAGAAGAAUAAACAAAUUUAGAAGCAAAUAAUAAUGAAUAAGAAUAUGUUUAAAUAGUAGAAGAAAAUAAUGAAAAUAUAAUUGAAAAUUAAUAAAGUGAUAAAGAAGAAUAAACAAAUUUAGAAGCAAAUAAUAAUGAAUAAGAAUAUGUUUAAAUAGUAGAAGAAAAUAAUGAAAAUAUAAUUGAAAAUUAAUAAAGUGAUAAAGAAGAAUAAACAAAUUUAGAAGCAAAUAAUAAUGAAUAAGAAUAUGUUUAAAUAGUAGAAGAAAAUAAUGAAAAUAUAAUUGAAAAUUAAUAAAGUGAUAAAGAAGAAUAAACAAAUUUAGAAGCAAAUAAUAAUGAAUAAGAAUAUGUUUAAAUAGUAGAAGAAAAUAAUGAAAAUAUAAUUGAAAAUUAAUAAAGUGAUAAAGAAGAAUAAACAAAUUUAGAAGCAAAUAAUAAUGAAUAAGAAUAUGUUUAAAUAGUAGAAGAAAAUAAUGAAAAUAUAAUUGAAAAUUAAUAAAGUGAUAAAGAAGAAUAAACAAAUUUAGAAGCAAAUAAUAAUGAAUAAGAAUAUGUUUAAAUAGUAGAAGAAAAUAAUGAAAAUAUAAUUGAAAAUUAAUAAAGUGAUAAAGAAGAAUAAACAAAUUUAGAAGCAAAUAAUAAUGAAUAAGAAUAUGUUUAAAUAGUAGAAGAAAAUAAUGAAAAUAUAAUUGAAAAUUAAUAAAGUGAUAAAGAAGAAUAAACAAAUUUAGAAGCAAAUAAUAAUGAAUAAGAAUAUGUUUAAAUAGUAGAAGAAAAUAAUGAAAAUAUAAUUGAAAAUUAAUAAAGUGAUAAAGAAGAAUAAACAAAUUUAGAAGCAAAUAAUAAUGAAUAAGAAUAUGUUUAAAUAGUAGAAGAAAAUAAUGAAAAUAUAAUUGAAAAUUAAUAAAGUGAUAAAGAAGAAUAAACAAAUUUAGAAGCAAAUAAUAAUGAAUAAGAAUAUGUUUAAAUAGUAGAAGAAAAUAAUGAAAAUAUAAUUGAAAAUUAAUAAAGUGAUAAAGAAGAAUAAACAAAUUUAGAAGCAAAUAAUAAUGAAUAAGAAUAUGUUUAAAUAGUAGAAGAAAAUAAUGAAAAAAUUAUUAAAAUUUAAUAAACUGAUAAAGAAGAAUAAACAAAUUUAAAAGCAAAUAAUAAUCAAUAAGAAUAUGUGUAAAUAGUAGAAGAAAGUAAUGAAAAUAUAAUUGAAAAUUAAUAAAGUGAUAAAGAAGAAUAAACAAAUUUAGAAGCAAAUAAUAAUCAAUAAGAAUAUGUGUAAAUAGUUGAAGAAAAUAAAGAAAAUAUAUUUGAAAAUUAAUAAGGUGAAGUAAAAGAAUAAGUAAAUUUAUAAACAAAUAAUAAUCAUUAAGAAUAUGUGUAAAUAGUAGAAGAAAGUAAUGAAAAUAUAAUUGAAAAUUAAUAAAGUGAUAAAGAAGAAUAAACAAAUUUAAAAGCAAAUAAUAAUCAAUAAGAAUAUGUUUAAAUAGUAGAAAAAAAUAAAGAAAAUAUAAUGAAAAUUUAAUAAAGUGAUAAAGAAGAAUAAACAAAUUUAAAAGCAAAUAAUAAUCAAUAAGAAUAUGUUUAAAUAGUAGAAGAAAAUAAUGAAAAAAUAAUUAAAAUUUAAUAAACUGAUGAAGAAGAAUAAACAAAUUUAAAAGCAAAUAAUAAUGAAUAAGAAUAUGUGUAAAUAGUAAAAGAAAGUAAUGAAAAUAUAAUUGAAAAUUAAUAAAGUGAUAAAGAAGAAUAAGUAAAUUUAUAAACAAAUAAUAAUCAUUAAGAAUAUGUGUAAAUAGUAGAAGAAAGUAAUGAAAAUAUAAUUGAAAAUUAAUAAAGUGAUAAAGAAGAAUAAACAAAUUUAGAAGCAAAUAAUAAUGAAUAAGAAUAUGUGUAAAUAGUUGAAGAAAAUAAUGAAAAUAUAUUUGAAAAUUAAUAAGGUGAAGUAAAAGAAUAUGUAAAUUUAGAAGCAAAUAAGAAUGAAUAAGAAUAUGUUGAAAUAAUAGAAGAAAGUAAUGAAAAUAUAAUUUAACAUUAAUAAAGUGAUGAAGAAGAAUAAACAAAUUUAGAAGCAAAUAAUAAUGAAUAAGAAUAUGUUUAAAUAGUAGAAGAAAAUAAUGAAAAUAUAUUUGAAAAUUAAGAUGGUGAAUUUAAUGAAAAUAUAAUUGAAAAUUAAUAAAGUGAAAAAGAAGAAUAAACAAAUUUAGAAGCAAAUAAUAAUGCAUAAGAAUAUGUUUAAAUAUUAGAAGAAAGUAAUGAAAAUAUAUUUGAAAAUUAAUAAAAGGAUAAAGAAGAAUAAACAAAUUUAGAAGCAAAUAAUAAUGAAUAAGAAUAUGUUUAAAUAGUAGAAGAAAAUAAUGAAAAUAUAAUUGAAAAUUAAUAAAGUGAUAAAGAAGAAUAAACAAAUUUAGAAGCAAAUAAUAAUGAAUAAGAAUAUGUUUAAAUAGUAGAAGAAAGUAAUGAAAAUAUAAUUGAAAAUUAAUAAAAGGAUAAAGAAGAAUAAGUAAAUUUAGAAGCAAAUAAGAAUGAAUAAGAAUAUGUUUAAAUAGUAGAAGAAAGUCAUGAAAAUAUAAUUGAAAAUUAAUAAAGGGAUAAAGAAGAAUAAACAAAUUUAGAAGCAAAUAAUAAUGAAUAAGAAUAUGUUUAAAUAGUAGAAGAAAAUAAUUAAAAUAUAUUUGAAAAUUAAGACGGUGAAUUAAAAGAAUAAGUAAAUUUAGAAGCAAAUAAGAAUGAAUAAGAAUAUGUUUAAAUAGUAGAAGAAAGUAAUGAAAAUAUAAUUGAAAAUUAAUAAAAGGAUAAAGAAGAAUAAGUAAAUUUAGAAGCAAAUAAGAAUGAAUAAGAAUAUGUUUAAAUAGUAGAAGAAAGUCAUGAAAAUAUAAUUGAAAAUUAAUAAAGGGAUAAAGAAGAAUAAACAAAUUUAGAAGCAAAUAAUAAUGAAUAAGAAUAUGUUUAAAUAGUAGAAGAAAAUAAUUAAAAUAUAUUUGAAAAUUAAGACGGUGAAUUAAAAGAAUAAGUAAAUUUAGAAGCAAAUAAUAAUGAAUAAGAAUAUGUUUAAAUAGUAGAAGAAAAUAAUUAAAAUAUAUUUGAAAAUUAAGACGGUGAAUUAAAAGAAUAAGUAAAUUUAGAAGCAAAUAAUAAUGAAUAAGAAUAUGUUUAAAUAGUAGAAGAAAGUAAUGAAAAUAUUUUUGAAAAUUAAUAAGGUGAAGUAAAAGAAUAAGUAAAUUUAUAAACAAAUAAUAAUGCAUAAGAAUAUGUUUACAUAGUAGAAGAGAAUAAUGAAAAUGAAAUUGAAAAUUAAUAAAGUGAAUAAUAAGAAGAAGAAAAUACAUAUGCAUAUAAUACUGAAUUACAAAAUAUUCAAAUUCUAGAAGAUAACAAUCAAAAUAAAAUUCAAGAUUUUAAUAUUGAAUUAUAAGAAGAAACCAUUACAAAACCAAAUUAUAAUAUAUAAGAAAAUUUAUAAAUUUAAAAAGAAAAUUUUGAAAUAUAAAUGGACAAUGAUUAAUAAAAUUAAUAAUAAAAAAAAGAAUAUACUUUAACAAAUAUUGAUUAAUAAGAAUUUGUUUAAAUUAUAGAAAAGAACAAAUAAAAUGGAAUUGAAAAUGAUUAAUCAAAGAAAAAAUCUGAUUAAGAAAAUACAUACACAAUAAAUAAUAAAUAAGAAAAUGUUUAAAUUAUAUAAUUGAACAUUCAAAAUAAUAUAAAAAAUUAAUAAGAUGAAUAAUAAGUAUAAGAAAUUACACAAAUUAACUACAAUUAAAAAGAAUAUUAUUAAAUUUUACCAGAUAAUAGUGAAAAUAAAAUCGAAAUUGAUUAAUAAAAUGAAUUAAAAGUAUAAAAAACUACAUAUACAAACUAAAAUGAAUAAUAAUAUAUUUAAAUUAUAGAGAAGAAAAAGGAAAACAACAAUGAAAUCAAUUAAAAAUAAGUAAAAGAAAAUACAUAAUUAAACAAUUUUGUAUAAUAAUCAGCAUAAAUUGUAAAUUAAAAUGAAAACAAAGAAACUUAAAAAGAAUAUGAUUAAUAAAAUGAAUAAAUAAAAAAGUAUUAAACAGAGACAAUUAAUUCUAAACAUGAAUACGUUUAAAUUAUAAAAGAAAACAAUGAAAAUAAAGAAGAAUAUUUACAAACAACCUUUAUUCAUCAAAAAUAUGUUAAUAAUUUUAAUGCAAACAAUGAAAAUUUAUAAAGAAAUGAUCCUAAAUAAAAAAAUAUAUCCAUUAUCAUUAAAAACAAUUAAAUAGAAGAAAGUAAUGAUUCCCAAAUUUAAUCAUCAGUAGAAGAAAAUUUACAAACCAAAAAUAUACAAUUCCUAAAUUUUUAAAUUACAAAUUACAACGAUAACGAUGAAAAAAAAAAUGGAAAUAUUUAAUAAACAGAUAAAAUAGAAGUAUAAAAUUUUUUAUCAAACAAUAUUGAUGAACAAAAUCCAUUAAUCAUUAAUUAAGAAAUUGAAACAAAACUCAAUAAUGUUUUUUUCAGCUAAUAAAUAAUAUUGGAAGAAGCAUAAAAUUAUUUAGCUUAAGAUCAAGUAUAAAAUAAAAUAUAAAAAUUUUAAUAAAUUGAUUAAGAAAGUCCAAAAUAAGAUUAAAUAGAAAAUCAAGAAAAAAAACCAUAAUUUGAAAGAGAAUUCGUUAAAAUUUAAUUCAGUGAAGAUAAAAAAAUUUAUAAAACCUCGAUAUAAUAGUCGGAUUAAUAGCAAAAUUAACAAAAUUAGCAUAUAUAAGAUUUUAAUUAACAAAAUGUAAACAAUGAUGAAAUGUAGAAAAGUAAAAAAGAAAAUAUUUUUAAGGAAUCAUAAAACAACACAGACACAGCACUUAUAAAUUAAAAUUAAACUGAUAAAUAGAAUAUAACAUAAGAUAAAAUUUAAAAAAUUUAAAAUUUUUAAGAAAUAAGUUCAAAUUAAUUUUUGUAUGAACAAUUUUAAAACGGUUAAAAUUAAAUAAAUACUUAUUAAGAUUUAUAAUCUAAUAAUGAUUAAUUUAAUAACUCAUCAUCAAAUUUCACUAGGUACCAGUCCAACUCAACAGCUAAUUGGAUAGCAAAUUUGGAAAAAAAGUAAUUAGAAAAUGAUAAUGAUUUAUUAUCAAAUAAAAGAAAUUCAGAGGUAUUUCCAUUGGAUCUUGGGUUGGAUGAUAAUUCUAAUAUGGUAAAUAAGAAAUAGAUAAAAUAUCAAAAUGAUUAAUUUAACUAAUUAAAUGAUGAAAAUCCUCAUGAAUUAGGUCGAGAUUCAUAGCAAAAUAAAAAUUAGGAAUUAGAACACACAAAUAAAAUAUAGAAUGUCAACAUAGUUCAAAAUAAUUAUCCAAGAAAUAAUGAAUAGGAAGAUUACUAAUCUGAAAAAAGUAGUAACAGACUCAAAAAAUACAACGAUAUAUAAGAUUAGAAUUAAACAUAAGAUGUGAUUGAUCAAACUUAGUAUUUUUAAGAUGAUAAAACUGAUUUAUUAAUUCAAAAUCUCAAUUAAAUCAAUGACUAACAAAGUGAAUAAUAUAAUUUAACUUAAUAAGAUUCGAAAAUCGAAGAAAUUUAAAUACAUUAAACGAAUUUGCAAGUUCAUCAAGAAUAGUAUUAAACUGAUCUAAAAGAAGAUAAUUAUUAAUAAUAAAACACCGUUUAAGAAAAAAAGUCGUAAAAAACAAAAAAAUUAUUUUGUAAAUGUUGCCAAUUAAUUUGA